GUGAUUACCACUCUAGGAGAUGUCAUUCUUGAGAUUGCUGAUAAAACAUCUGAACAGGGAAAGCGCAAGCUUUUGGUCUCGUCUGCGGUCCUUAGCAAUGCCUCGCCUGUAUUUUCCAAGAUGUUCAGCGGUGGCUCAUAUGCAGGUCACGCUUUGUCGACGACUUCACCGCAGACGGUGCCACUCCCCGAUGAUGAUCCGAAUUCGAUUUUUCUGAUAUGCCUAAUCACUCAUCUCAAAAUAUUCAAGCUGCCAGAAAUGCUGAAUAUGACCGAUUUCACCAAUUUCGCACAUGUCUGCCACAAGUACUCGUGCGUGGAGGCUGUCCAUACGCAUUCUAUAGUCUGGUGUUCCUUCCUUAUGCAGUACCCAGAGGAUGCGGGUUUCGAGAAGUUGAUCCUUGCUACACACUUCCUCGAUCUGCACAUAUCGUUCAACAGAGUCACACAGAGCAUAAUUCGAGACCGGUCAGCUAUCAUCAACAUCGCCACUGCUAUGGAAGGUCAUGAAAAACUGCCAGUGGAUCUAUUCAAGAAAGUA
Molecule: messenger RNA, 540 nt
Organism: Bipolaris victoriae FI3
Lineage: Eukaryota; Fungi; Ascomycota; Dothideomycetes; Pleosporales; Pleosporaceae
Exons: 1
Source: RefSeq, a predicted model, not a curated record